CGGCAGAUCAUCGGUUCAGCGUAAUACCGCAAUUAAUCAUCCAUGUCUCUUUUUCAACAGCGGAGCUACGAAGCUAGGAAGCGUGUUAAAGCCUUCACGAUGCUGUCCUUCUAUUUGAAUCCUGGUAUCCCUCUCUCCUUUGCAACACCUGUAUCGCAUACCCGCCAUCCUGUCAAGCUUGCCCCAUCUUCGCAAUGCAAGCGUACCUUCAACACAAUGCCAUUAAAGCUUCGGUUCGCAACCAGCUCGAUCGAGCCUAUGAAGAGUCCAACCUAGGUCCCCUUGAGCUAGACAAGCCGGAUACGCGAAGAGUACGAAGCUCGGAUCAGCAACAACGACGACCACAUGGAGAUUUUCUGAUGCCUGGAAUCCAACUAGUGGAGGACAACAGUAGCAACCAGGAGCAAUCCUAUAUCUUUCUCGUCCGCUGGGAAAAUGAGACAGAUGUGUUCAACCCGCGAAAUUUCAGUCUUGCUACCAAAAUGAUGGGAACAUUCAUUUUGUCUGCCCUGUCGUUUGUGGCCAGCGCUUGGUCCUCCAUUGAAUCCGCAGUGAUAUCUCAAAGCAGCGCUGCCUAUAAUGUUAGUGAAGUGGUGGCUUCUUUGUUCACCGCGAUAUUUCUCCUCGGUUUCGCCGCCGGUAGCUUGGUCUCAGGGCCUCUUUCUGAGAUCUUGGGCCGCAAUGCAGUCUACCCCAUUUCUACAACCCUUUUCAUGAUCUUCAUCAUGAGUUCCGGACUCUCGCCAAACAUUGGGGCUAAGCUGGCAUUCCGCUUCUUGGCUGGGGUAACUGGCCGUCCGCCGCUCACCUGUGCUGGGGGCACGGUCGCUGAUAUUUGGAAUCCGCUCGAGAAGACCCUGGCGCUUCCUGUAUAUGCCGUUCUUUCAUUUGGGGGUGCAAUCGUCAACUGGAUUGUUCUUACCAUGGGUGGCCUUGUCCUCACCCUAGUGGUUUUUUUCCAGCCUGAAACCUACAGCCCGUUACUCCUGAAAUGGAAAGCGAAGCACCUACGCCAAUUGACCGGGGAUUCACGUUAUCGGUCGAAACUGGAGUUGGGACAGAUUCCGUUUGUUUCCUGGGUCGCUUUGGCCUGCGGUCGACAAUUCACCUUGGCUGUUCGAGAGCCGAUUAUCCUUCUAUUGGCUUUGUACAUGACCGUCCUGUAUAUCGUGCUGUUUACCUUCUUCGACGGAUACGGAUAUAUCUUCACCGAAGCGCAUUGCCUGUCGCAGCCAUUGACGAAUAUCGUAUGGGUAGCGAUGUACGUGGGGAUCAUGCUGGCAGGUUUGCUGCUCCCUGGGAUAUACCGACAGUAUCGUAAAGCCAGCCUGGGCCUCAACGAUAGUAGCGGUGGUCUAAACAACAUAAGGUCUCCGGCGCACAAGUUGAGCUCCACUGACCCGGAGCAUAGGCUCUAUCUAUUCUGGAUGGGAUGGACAGACUUUAAAAACAUCUCUAUCUGGUCGCCAAUCAUCGCGUCCGCCCUUUUCGGCUUUGGUAGUAUUUCUAUUUUCAUCUCCAGCUACAUGUACGUGAUUGACGCCUACGAGAUCUAUGCUGCUUCUGCGCUGGGUUUCACGACGGUGACACGCUACUGUGCUGCGGGCGCAAUGACCGUGGUCGGAAUCCCGUUCUACAAGAACCUGGGGCCCCAGUGGACAUUGACCAUUUUGGGCAUCAUCAGUGCUGUGUUGACGCCAGUCCCUUUUGUAUUCUGGAGGUUCGGCAAGGUGAUUCGGGGAUGGAGUCGAUAUGCGGUCUCGGAUUGA
Aspergillus wentii DTO 134E9 is the source of this 1769-nucleotide messenger RNA. RefSeq lists its product as uncharacterized. Bases 195 to 1769 code for a protein of 524 amino acids. The transcript is spliced from 4 exons. Gene Ontology annotation, molecular function: transmembrane transporter activity. The record is from RefSeq and is a predicted model, not a curated record. Gene Ontology annotation, biological process: transmembrane transport. NCBI's taxonomy places the organism in Eukaryota, Fungi, Ascomycota, Eurotiomycetes, Eurotiales, Aspergillaceae.